AGUAGCCUUAUCUUAUACUUGUGUUACAAUAUUUUCCACUUUGUAAUAACAAAACCAAAUGCACACCUCAUUUUUAUCACCACCAUUGCUUGAGCUUCACCAUCAAAAAUGGCCUCCAAAAUGGGGUUUACCAUAACUACCCCUAAGUUCUUUAAUGCCCCCUUUCGUAAGCCUUUCAUUUAUGCUUCUUCUUCACCAUGUUCAACAAGGGCUCAUCAGACUAUUCACUUCAUUAGAAGAAACCACCUGCCCAUCAGAAGAGUCAUCUUGCUUUCCCCUAAGGCUACUACUGAUCAACCAGGUCAGGUCCAGGAAGAUGAGGUCCAGGACAGUAAUGUACUGCCCUAUUGCAGCUUAGAGAAGAAAAAGAAGUCAAUGGGGGAAAUGGAACAAGAAUUUCUGCAAGCACUACAAUCGUUCUAUUACGAAGGAAAGGCUAUUAUGUCGAAUGAAGAAUUUGAUAACCUCAAGGAAGAACUAAUGUGGGAAGGAAGCAGCGUUGUUAUGCUAAGCUCUGAUGAGCAGAAGUUCUUGGAAGCAUCCAUGGCUUAUGUAUCAGGAAACCCUAUUCUGACUGAUGAGGAAUUUGACAAACUGAAGCUGCAAUUAAAGAUGGAUGGAAGUGAUAUUGUUGUUGAAGGACCGCGGUGCAGUCUUCGUAGUAGAAAGGUGUACAGUGAUUUAUAUGUUGACUAUCUCAAAAUGUUCCUAUUGAAUGUUCCUGCAGCUGUGGUUGCAUUAGGAUUAUUUUUCUUCUUGGAUGAUUUGACAGGAUUUGAGAUCACAUAUCUAUUGGAGCUUCCAGAGCCAUAUAGCUUUAUUUUCACCUGGUUUGCUGCUCUGCCCCUGAUAUUGUAUUUGUCUCAAACAUUCACAAACUUCAUUAUAAAGGACUUUUUGAUCUUAAAGGGUCCCUGCCCGAAUUGUGGUACAGAGAACACAUCUUUCUUUGGGACCAUCCUUACAAUAUCUAAUGGUGGUUCAAGCAACACCAUUAAGUGCACAAACUGUCAAACAGCUUUGGUCUAUGAUUCAAAAACACGUUUGAUAACGCUACCAGAAGGAACUUAAGGUGAGUCCUCAGUUGAUCAAUUAGUAACAUCUUCAAGGUCUCAAUGCAGCGUUGAAAUAUAUGAUGGGAUGAGCUACGCAAAUGGCAUGGAGAGUUUUGCAGUACAUGCAUAUAUAGUAGUAGGAAGAAACAUCGGUCCUAAGAGAGGAGAACUCUAUCUGGAUGUGACAGUUGUGUUGUCUGUUCAUAGCACUGUAGUAAUGUUUGUUUGUGAUGUACAGGCUUCGUUCCUCUACAAGCAUGAAUUGUAGUCAAUUAUGAUUUAAACCUUCUAUUAUACUACACAUGUAUAAAUAUCAAGUUGCUAUCAAAUCAUUUUACAUAUCCA
Messenger RNA from Daucus carota subsp. sativus, 1400 nucleotides. RefSeq names its product PGR5-like protein 1A, chloroplastic. The transcript is spliced from 11 exons. Gene Ontology annotation, cellular component: chloroplast thylakoid membrane. The record is from RefSeq and is a predicted model, not a curated record. Gene Ontology annotation, molecular function: oxidoreductase activity, acting on iron-sulfur proteins as donors. The coding region runs from base 109 to 1071 and encodes 320 amino acids. Lineage: Eukaryota; Viridiplantae; Streptophyta; Magnoliopsida; Apiales; Apiaceae. Gene Ontology annotation, biological process: photosynthetic electron transport in photosystem I.